AGGGGUCGGAGGAGAGAGAGAAGAUCGCCGGCACCGUCGUUGGCCUUUCUUCUUCAUUGCCACCGGCCCUAAGAGAAACCGACACCGAUCCAGUUCCAGCGCCACGCGAGGCACGCGCCGCACCGCCGGGGAAAUGGAGUGGCUGAGCGCGGCGGUGGCGGAGCCGUACUACCUCUUCCACCUCCUCGCCUUCUUCUCCUACAUCCCGAUCCGCUGCUCCGCCGCGCUCGUCCUCUCUCCCGACAUCGCUCACCUCCUCCUUCGCCGAGAAAUCCAGGCGGUCCUGGCGUUUCUGGCAUUGGCUGCUGUCAAGCUUGUGCGUGAAGAAACAUGGGAGGCCUUCGUAGCUGAUUCUUUGUUUUUCUCAAAGGUUUUCCUUGUUGUUGUAACAUUAGUGAUUGAUUACCACCUGGCUCUCUGGUACAUUCUGAUAUUCCUGGUGAUAUUUACAUUAACCCAGCAACCUGCGUCUCAAUUCUUAGGUACGGCAAGCAAGUUAACUCCACUGCAAUUAGAAACAGUACUGAGCGAUGGGGGCACAUCAAGAUUCUGGCUGGUAGAGUUUCGCUCUUCGUGUUCCUCUUCGUGCAUUCGAGCAAGUCGAUGCUUUGCUGAGCUCUCAAUAACAUACUCGAACAAAAAUUUGUCCUUUGCGAUAGUGGAUCUUGGACUCUUUCCUGUUGUUGCAGAAAAAUUUGGAAUAUCUCUUGGGAACAUGGCCCAGCUUCCCACAUACAUAUUAUUUGAAAACGCAACAGAAAUAGCACGCCUUCCAGAUAUUGAUCUUGGAGUCAAAAUUUUUUAUCCUCCCAUUACUAAGACACUUCUUUCCCGGCAUUUUGAGCUUGAUCGUCUCCUUCUUGAAUAUGUGAAUGGCAAAUAGGUGUUGCACGUUUGAGUAGGCUGUGCACUGUUUGAAUGGCAUCCGGGCUUAACCGAUCUAUCUCUUUCAUUCACUGCAUAGGUCCGGAGACACUGCAAGGAAAGAAGAAUUGCUGCUAUUAAAUCUAAGCAUGCUGUUUCGCACUAACGAUUGCCGGUUGGUCUUUGACAGUCUUGAACCUGGUAAGAAAGUGGUGGCGCAAAAAGAACAAAAAACCUGGUAAGAAAGGGACGCCAACUAAGAAAAAGAGCUAUUACUUUACCAGAUUUUUCCCACAUGAAUAGGGAUGAACCUGGCAGUAAUAUGAGAUGACGACUUCUAAAAAUUGCUAGCAAAUGGUUCUUCUUUUUCCCUCUCUCUUCUUCUUCUACAGUUUUUUUUUUGGCUCUGGAUGUUUCUAUGUUUUAUCUUAGCACAGCGAGCAUGAGGGGACACUACUGUAUCCGGUAAAAUUGAGAGCUCUCUUUAGUUUUUUAACUAUUAUCUUCUUGU
Messenger RNA from Syzygium oleosum, 1375 nucleotides. RefSeq lists its product as uncharacterized. NCBI's taxonomy places the organism in Eukaryota, Viridiplantae, Streptophyta, Magnoliopsida, Myrtales, Myrtaceae. The transcript has 11 exons. The record is from RefSeq and is a predicted model, not a curated record. The coding region runs from base 134 to 883 and encodes 249 amino acids.